Lycium barbarum (goji berry) is the source of this 1065-nucleotide messenger RNA. RefSeq lists its product as uncharacterized. Gene Ontology annotation, molecular function: DNA binding. The record is from RefSeq and is a predicted model, not a curated record. Bases 1 to 1065 code for a protein of 354 amino acids. Lineage: Eukaryota; Viridiplantae; Streptophyta; Magnoliopsida; Solanales; Solanaceae. The transcript has 4 exons.
AUGGAUGAAGCGGAGUCUGUAGACGUGAGCACAAAAGAUCCUGUUUGGAAGUAUACAAUCUCAAAUUCGAAUGAGAAGUAUUUUAAGUGUAAGUUUUGCAAGCAACAAUGUACGGGCAGUAUCAACCGACUGAAACAUCAUUUAGCAGGUACUCGUAACGGAAUGAAGCCUUGUCCCAAAGUUCCUGGUGAUGUAGCAGUAGAAUGUAGUCAUAUUGGUGGUGAAUCUGGUAACUCGUCAUGUAAUGACGCUAUAUCACCAAAGCGCAGAGGUCCUAUAGAUAAUUUUGUAAAUUCUCAAGCUAGGCAAGCUACUUUGAAUUCUAAAUGGAAAAAAGAGGAAAGAAAAUUAGUUUGUCAACAGAUUGGCCGAUUUUUCUUCUCAAGUGGGAUUCCAUUUAAUGUUGCAAACGAUCCUUACUAUUUGCCGAUGUUUGACGGAGUAGAAAACUUUGGGCCAGAUAGUUGGUCGGAUGGAAAAAGUAGAUGUUUCAUCAACUUUCUUGUGAACAGCCCGGAUGAUGGAACUUGGCCUCAUAUGUAUUGGACCCCAUGUGCAGCACACUGCAUCGAUCUCAUGUUAGAGGAUAAAAGUAAGUUGAAAAUUCAUCAAGAGACACUCAAAAAAGCAAAAGAUGUGGUAAAGUUCAUUUAUGGGCAUACUUGGGUGUUGGAUUUGAUGAGAUCUUUCACGAAGAAUCAUGAACUUCUUCGUCCUGUUGUUACUCGUUUUACUACUGCAUAUCUGACUCUUCAAAGUAUUCAGAAACAAAAACAAGCUCUUCGAUCUAUGUUCUCUUCCGAAGCUUGGAAUACUUCUACAUGGGCUAACAAACACGAAGGAGUGAAAACAAGAGCUACAGUUCUAUUUGAUCAAAACUUUUGGCCUCACAUUGCUUACUGUGUGAAGAGUGUUACUCCUUUAGUGAGUGUUCUACGGGAAGUUGAUUCAGAAGAGAAGCCUUGUAUGGGAUAUAUGUAUCAUUUGAUGACUAAGGCUAAGGAAAAUAUAGCUUUCAAUUGUGGUAAUAACGAAAAAAGUAUGGUCCUGUUUGGAGAAGAAUAG